Molecule: messenger RNA, 2097 nt
Organism: Charadrius vociferus (killdeer)
Lineage: Eukaryota; Metazoa; Chordata; Aves; Charadriiformes; Charadriidae
Gene: NCOA4
Product: nuclear receptor coactivator 4
Exons: 9
Coding region: 12-1817 (601 amino acids)
Biological process (GO): intracellular iron ion homeostasis; response to hormone
Molecular function (GO): transcription coactivator activity
Source: RefSeq, a predicted model, not a curated record
ACACUUCAAGAAUGAGUCCACCACAAGAUAGAAGUAGAAAUUCCUGCAGCAGUGAGCCUCUGGCAAAGUGCCUUCAAGCAAAGAAGGACUUGGAAACAGCUAUAUCUGGAAUUGUCAAAGCUGAACAACAGAUUAAAGACAACUGGCGGGAGGUCAAAGCCAAGAUUCACAGCCACAUAAGCCGCCACCUGGAAUGCCUGCGCAGUCGCGAAGUUUGGCUCUUUGAGCAGGUAGACCUCAUUCAGCAGCUGAAAGAAGAGGCGUUGCAGCAGCAGGCGCAGCAGCUCUAUUGGUAUUUGGGACAAUUCAAUUGCCUUAUCCAUCAGCUGGAACGCUCCUAUAGUAACGAACUAGCAAACCAGAUUUCAGUUUGCCUGGAGAGACUGGAAAGUCUUACUCUUAAACCAGAGGAGUCUUCCAUCCUGAAUUUUGAGGCUGACACAUCUUACCUUCGCCAGGCUAUUACCUCAUUUGGUUCAAUUAAAACAAUGCAAACCUCAGAGAGAGAGAAUACUUCUCCCUGGUUCCCGGGGCAGAACUGUGCCCUAAUGAACUGUGAGCAGCAGAAAACGUUGUGUGGGACAGUGAGCGCCUCACUUGCUGACUGGUUACUUGGAAGCAGACCAGCGAGUGUGUGCCAGGCUCCGUAUGUUCCCAGCACCAAUCUUGAAGAAUGGGUUACACAAAAAUGUGUGUCAGAGCCCAGCCAGGAUUUAAAUUCUUCCAAAGUCUGUUAUUUUGAGCAAGCCUGGGGAAAUCUGAAAGAUUUAGAAAACUGGCUCCUGCAGAAUCAACAGCGUGAUGCUACUGGGAAGAUGGACUCUCCCGGCCGCAAGGACUCCACCUCAACUUCCAACUCCUCUUUUUCCACUAUUGAAAGGCUGGAGGAACUGGAAUCCCUCGGACAAGAAGAGAUGGACCUUUCUGACUGGCUGGUUACUCCCAACACAGAAAAUGGAAGUAAUGCUUCAGAGGAGAGAUGGAAGUAUGAAUUUAAGCCUUUUAGGGAAGAAUUUAAUUUCAAUGAUUGGCUCCUCAAAGCUGAAACGUGCACCAGUUGUCGUGGCAGCCAGAUCAAAAGUGUUGAAAUUGAGAACCUGGGAAAUCUGAAGUGCCUGAAUGAGCAUCUUGAUGGAAAGAAAUCACCCACUACAUCUGCUGUCAACGCUUGGCUGCUUCAGCAUCCCCAGGCCCCAUUUAAGGUGGAAGAUGUGUGCAAAGCUAAUGAGGUGUGUGCCAGCCUUUCAGAAUGCGUGUGUGAUGAAAACUGUGGAAAAGAGGCUCUGUGUAAAUGGCUUCUGAAGAAAGAAGGGAAGGAUAAAAAUGGAGUUCCAGUCGGCCAGAAAGAUGUACCAAACCCUGAGCAUGAGAAGACCAAGUCUACUGCCGGUAGCUGGCUUAACCCCACACAGCAGCUUACAGGGGAACCCGUUAGUGCAGAGAAAGCAGAUUAUUCGGCAGAGAUCGCAGAACCCUUGAAAGUAUUGCUCGAAAGGCCUCUGACGAGCUGGCUAGCCAAGUCUGAGCACAAAGCAGAAAGCACAGAAGAAAAAUCAAGUAGGGAAAAAGCAGAUAAUAGUGUCAAGAGUCCUUUCCUAGACCUCUUGGCUCCGUUCCACCUCCCCUUGAAUGUAAACAGUUGGGUGUUGGCUUCAAACAACCUAGAAAAUGCUAACCUGCCUCCAGCAGAAGAUAAAUGGCUUCUACGCAAGAAAGCACAAGACUUUGGCCUUCCUACAGUUUGUGACCUUUUUGCUUGUAUGAAACUCAAUGGAGAUAAAGAAAAAUGGCUGUAUCGGACUCCUUUACAGAUGUGAAGAACUGGAAGCAUCGAAAUCAUCCCCUCCCUGCUGAUCAAUCGCACAUCACGCUGAGUGACUGCAGCCAGCUGAAUUCUUGUGUUUGUGUUUGGCCAUCUGCUUUUUCUUCUAAAAUUAUAACAAAAAGAAAGAUUACUCAUAUAACAGAGUUAUGGUGCAGAAGAUGCCUUUUUGUUAUGAUUAAUUCUGAAAUGUAAACCCACUGAGCAUAAGCAAUCCGAUACUAUAGGGGCGUUAGUAAAUUCGUAUCUGUUAUGGGACUACGUGAAUCUUCUUC